This is a messenger RNA of Dermacentor silvarum, 9264 nucleotides long. Its product is annotated as 5'-3' exonuclease PLD3-like. Gene Ontology annotation, molecular function: catalytic activity. NCBI's taxonomy places the organism in Eukaryota, Metazoa, Arthropoda, Arachnida, Ixodida, Ixodidae. Bases 162 to 1562 code for a protein of 466 amino acids. The transcript is spliced from 9 exons. The record is from RefSeq and is a predicted model, not a curated record.
CUUUCAUGCCCUACCUGUAUUCAACUACAGGCAGGGCUUUUAUGUUUAUUUCUGGAAGCCCAUGCCAUCUGUCGCUGCUUUGUUAAUUUCAGACUGUCCUGGACAGCACUGGGAAGCUCGAUUUUGGCGAGUUUGAGCUGCAGCUCUUUGACAGCCGCUACAUGAACAAGCGGCCGCAGACGUCUGACUCGGUGAAGCUGGGCAGCUGGCUAAAGCCGUCAUGCAUCCCGAUCACUAUCAUCCUCCUGCUCAUUGUCCUGGUAGUGCUCUUCCCACUCCUGGGUCACUCUCGGGAUGGUGGCUUUACAGCUCAGAGCACCAGCAAAGAUGGCAAAGUCGUCAACUGCCUCGACACAUGCUCAUUCACCCUCUUGGAAAGCAUACCCGACAACUUGACAUUUCCUUCUGGAUCACCGUCGCAUGUGAGCACCUACGAAGGCUGGAAGACACUGUUACAGCUUGCCACAGCAGAGAUCAAGAUAGCCUCCUUUUACUGGACUCUUCGUGGCAGUGACAUAUACCAAGAUCCCUCCGCUUGGCAGGGGGAGGACAUAUUUAAGGAAAUUGUCACGGCCGGCAAGAACCGGUCCAUUGAUAUCAAGAUUGCUCAGAACUUGCCAACAGAAAGGCAGCCUAAUUUAGACACGCAAGACUUAAUUAAACAAGGUAUCGCAAGUGUGAGGAGUGUUGACUUCGACCAUCUCAUGGGCGCCGGUGUACUUCACACGAAAUUUUGGAUAGUGGACAGCAAACACAUCUACGUGGGCAGUGCCAACAUGGACUGGAGGGCCCUGACUCAGGUGAAGGAGCUUGGUGCGCUGAUCUUGAACUGCGGAUGCCUUGCCAAGGACUUGGACAAGGUCUUCCAAGUCUACUGGGACCUGGGCGUCCCAAACGCUACGGUCCCUGCCCAGUGGCCUGCGGAGCUUAGCACCAACAUCAACGCGGAGACGCCUGCUGAUGUGGAUUUCAAUGGCACAUCGACACUGACCUACUUUUCGAGUUCCCCGCCCGCCUUCUGUCCAGAUGGCCGUACCGUGGACAUCGACAGCAUCUUGGACGUGAUCGCGAGUGCUGAAAAGUUCAUUCACAUCGCAGUCAUGGAUUACAUACCCGUUACUCUUUACGUAAAGAAAACAAAGUUCUGGCCCCGUAUCGAUGAUGCAUUACGGGCGGCCGCCAUCGAGCGAGGCAUUGAGGUUCGCCUUCUUAUCAGCAAGUGGAACCAUACCCACCACGCCAUGUUCAACUACCUCCGCUCCCUGUCGGUACUGCGGUCACGUCAAGUGAACAUCAACGUCAAAUUGUUUGAAGUCCCCGCUUUCACGCCCGAGCAAGAGUUGAUACCGUUUGGGAGAGUGAACCACAACAAGUACAUGGUCACUGAUAACAAGGCAUACAUUGGAACAUCAAACUGGACCCCCGGCUAUUUCAUUAACACUGGUGGCGUCGGCCUUAUUAUGGACCAAUCGGGCAACAAUGAGACGUCCCAGCCAAUCACAGAGCAGCUGAACUCGGUAUUUGAGCGGGACUGGAACUCGCCGUACGCGCGAUGGCUGUGAUACCCAGUGGGGCCCUUCUCUUAGGUCGCACUCAGCUCACGAGAGUGCUCAGUCUUUGUUUGUGCAGUUGUCGGGCUGCAAAGACAGAUUGUUGAACGUGUUUGUGCCUCAAGAUACGAGUCGACGACGUGUGUGAUCAACCAGCUUUUUAUUGGUGGUGUGAAGAGAGAAGGUUGCCGACGUGUUUUUAACUUUCGACAAUGGAUUCAUUACAGACAAGCUUCUACAGCAGAGGAGAGUAGAGCGGACGAGCUGUAGUUGGCUGAUUGUUAGGUGACACCGUGUGUAUGUAUGCACCUACUAUUUGUCCAGCCUUGAGGCACUGUUUUUUAGUGACAUCUUUAGAGGAGGGCUGGAAGUGUAACUAUACAAGACACCUGAAGGUGUCGGCUAAUUGAUUGUCAUGUGUUACUAGCAUCGUUGCAGUUUUGGGUUCCUUCACUGAAAACCAGCAGAUGUUUUGACGUGUUUUACCCUAAUCUUUUUCUAACUUGCCCCAUGACACGUCUGCAGCAGGUGUACAAUGCCAGUUCAUCUGCAUUGGAUAUUUUAAUUGAGUGUCUGUGGUAAAGUUAGCACACAGGUUGCUUAGCAUUAUUGAGUUCAGCAAGCACAUCUUUCUGAGUUUCUUAUACAAACUCAUGCCUUGUAUGUUUACUGUAGCAUGCGCUAUUGCUGGAAAUGCUAUCCUGUUUUCCUAUUUUAUUAUGUUCUUAUACUUACUAGUGAUCUGUCGCGAAGGCGUUACAGCUGUGGGCAGGCACUGAAAAACACGAUGAACAAAUACCUGUGCUAGUUGGGAAUUACAGCCCUGUGUCAUGCGAAACCAGCACUAAAUAUGAGCAUGACAUCGCCAGAAGUCCAAAGGAUGAUUAGUGAACUAUAAAUGAAGUUCGUCUGGUAGUGUGUCUUGGCGCUAUGGUUUUCUGCUAAACAGGAGGUUACAAAUGUGAUUCCCAUGGCCACAGCUUACGCUGUUCUAGGAAUUGAGAUGCAAAAACAUUCGGUUUAUGUGUUUGUUAAUGAAGGCAAGGUGCACAUUGUAACACUGCUACUACAAUGCCUGUCAUAGCCCAGAUGUUACUUCGGGUCCUUAAACCUAAUCAAUUAAUGAACUGAUCUAUACUGAGUAUGGCUGUGCAUCGUAAUUAACACCUUAACUGCUAGCAUGCUGGUGGCAAUGUUCCGCAGUAAAGGUCAUUUAUAGUUCAGUGUUUCACCACUGCACUUAUGUCCAGUCUGCGUUUUGUACUGUUUAAUCAUGACAGAGAGCCGGAGUUCGCAGUUAAGUUUAAGAGUUGAAAGAUGUUAUUGUACGGAGAGAUCAUGUUUUAAACCACACGUCUCGGAUGUAUUAUGGACAAGUUGCGAAAUAUGUUGUCGCGAAUGUAUAUGCAAUGCUUUUAUCGGCAUGGUGCAAGUAAAGUGGUGAUCAUGUAUGCUGAGUGACAGGGGCACAUGCAGAUAUGAAUUUGUGGGCUGUGACUGGCGCAGUUGUAAACUUCACUAGUAUGAGCUUUGUUGGAAGGUGAAUGCAUUUGCGUGCAAGUGUCAGAUACGUUUUCUGCUGUACAUUGUCGCAACUUCUGUCAGGUUAUUCCCAUCUUGUUAACUGAUAUGCAGCUACUCAUUGAGUGCAAUUCAUUUUUUGCUUUGUGAUGCCAUCGUUGGGCACAGCAUGAAGGGACAGUUUCAUAUAUUGUAGUUUCGUGUGUUUAACCCGUACCAGAAAUUUCAGAAAUUUUGCUAACAGUGAAAGUGCAGGUUAAUAUGUAUUCUGCCUUCAGGUGUGACUUUGGGGCAACGCGUUGUGCAUUGCCGUGAAGCCACACUUGGAGGCAAAAUUCGCUUUAUCAAUUCUUAAAUAAGAGAGAAAUUGAGGAAGAUGGACGCUUGAAGUGAUCAACAGCUUUUGAACAAGGAAUGUCGCUGAAGCUAACAUUGUCCUUGUUGAGGAAGUCCUGCCCCGACAAAGGAACGAUCUUCAUUCUUUGUUCGACCACUGUUGAGCGUUGCCAAGAAGCUGUACUGCCCAUUUCGGCAUUUAAAGUGGCUGAAUGUAUGAAACAAAAUUGUUGCUUAGGAUUUGUUCUGCACUGACAACUGCGCUGACAUUUCUUUCGUAAAGGUUUCAACUCGUGUCAUACGCGAUUAUUUGUGUAGCCUAUCACCAUCAUCAGCCUGUAUCUUCAACCACACCUCUCCCUACUAUCUGUAUUUUACUGCAGUUCUGCAGUCAACCUUCCCCAUCAUAUACCUGCCAGUUUCCCUAUCUUGUCACACACUGCCAUCCUGGACUGCGUUUUCCCUUUCCUUGGCACCUGUUCUGUAAUUUAGUCUAAUCAGUAGCGGAAUGAUCGUUCUGUGCAUUACACAAGGUUUCCAACUUCACCUCUUCUUUUUAAUUUGAACCAUAAUAUCAGCUACUCUGUGUUAGGUCUUUAAUUCAUGCUGCCAUAUUACUGUGCCCAACAUGCGCAGGUCAUAUAUGAGGAUUUCUUUUUGUUUUGUUUUUUCAGUUGUAAUUUGGGGUUCAGGUUAUAUGUGGGAUCCUAGUAUAAGCACAAAAAUACAGAUGAACUAUCCAGUGAACUUCCUUGGCAUGUUCAACACAAUUAACUAAUUUUGGUCAAGUUCUGACCAACAUUUAAAGAUCAUGCAGGCUUUACAGGGUUGAAGAAUGCUUUCAUUGCAACAUUGAGACACUUUAAUGGCACCUGUACUAUACGCACUACAAGUGGUUUCUUGCUAGGCUUGUAUCAUGACAAAGAGCAGGCCUGAAGCACUUAGUGCUUUCUAACUGAGCUAUGAAACACUUCACAUAAAUCUCUGUGUUAACACUAUCAUUAACUAGUUGCUUCCUUUUCUUGUUUUUUUUUUGUAUCCUGUAUCAUCACUAUCGUCUGACUUAGCCGCCCUUUCCCCGCAUCAUCAUAUGUGACUCACUUCGCUUGCAUUGAUGAAUUCUCAAAGCACUUGCAUGCAAUGAUUCUCUCAGAUUUUCAUAAUGUGGUGAGCUCAUGGUAAUUCAAGCCAGGGUGAUUCGGACUUUCAAUGGAGUCAAACAAGUCCAAAAAUUUCCUCUAGCUGACAAUGUUUUGACCACAAUUUGAAGCCGUUUAAUAGCAAUAACUAGAACAAAGAUUUCGGUUAAUUCAAACUAUUUGGCCUCCCAGGGGCUGGUCAUCAUGGCAAAAAUGACUGAUCAUCAUCAGCCUAUUUUUAUGUCCACUGGAGGACAAAGGCCUCUCCUUAAGAUCUCCAAUAACCCCUGUCUUGCGCUAGCUGAUUCCAACUUGCGCCUGUAAAUUUCCCAACUUCAUCACCCCACCUAGUUUUCUGCCGUCCACGACUGCACCUCCCUUCUCUUGGUAUUCAUUCUGUAACCCUAAUGGUCCACCGGUUAUCCAUCCUAUGCAUUACAUGGCCUGCCCAGCUCGCAUUUUUUUCUCUUAAUGUGAAUUAGAAAAUCGGCUAUCCCCAUUGGCUCUUUGAUCCACACCACUCUAUUCCUGUUUCUUGCCAUUAGGCCUAACAUUUUUCUUUCCAUUGCUCUUUGUGCAGUCCUUAACUUGUUCUCGAGCUUCUUUGUUAACCUCCCAGUUUAUGCCCCAUGUGUUAGCACCGGUAGAAUGCAUUGAUUGUACACUUUUCAAUUCAACGACAGUGGUAAGCUCUCAGUCAGAAUUUGGCAAUGCCUGCCGUAUGCACUCCAGCCCAGUUUUAUUCUUCUGUAAAUUUUCUUUUCAUGAUCAGGGUACCCUGUGAGUAAUUGACUGCUCAGAGGACAUUUAUUAGGCAUGAUUUCUCACUACGAUUAUAGAGAACUUAGUACAGUAGAAGCUUGUUGAUACGAUCCCAUUUUGUACAAUUUCCAGGCACCAACCUUUGCGAUUGAGAACACAAAAAUGACCCCUUACAGUGAUGCUUAUUUUUUGCCGGUUAGUACAUUUAGUACAUCGCCAACUGUGGUCGUAUGAUACGUUUUCCGGCCGCUAGAUCCCAUGUAAACCAGAAAAGGCGCAAGGUGCAUCCGAUCGCGAAUGGUAGCCGCCCAUCGCAGCAGUUUCCCUGCGGUACUUGCCCACCCGUGUCACGUGAAAACGCUGGCAUACACUCAGUUUCCUAUUUUGGUACCACAAAUUUUGCCGGUCGUCACACGCCCCCAGUUCCGCAUUCACAGCUAUCGCCGCCAAUCCUAUUGCGAUACGCUCUUCACCUAUCUGUCACAGCGCACAUGGCAUGGUUUCAUUGAAAUCGUACCUCACGCUUUUAAAAGAUGAUUACCCAAACACGCUGCCACUCCCUGCUGCAGGUGUCACGAAAUGAGGAUCGUGUUUCACCAUGGUGGCAUCGUAAUCUGGUGAAGAUCACCAGCUCGAUUUGGUUUCGGAAACACUAUGCAAUAGAAAAACGACAACGCUCGUAACGGGCCGCUGGGGCCUCGUCAGCGUGACGCGCGUCGGUGUCCCUCUCCUGCCGUGCACUGAGUGAGCACAUCAAAACUUGCUUCCAAAAUGCCCCUCCCGAAGCAGCUGCUGACUCAGACUGAAUUCAAGGAGCGCAAAUGUAAGCUUGUUGAAGUCGUAAAAACACAAUGCGUGUCUCGAGCCCUACCAGCUUGGUACAGAUCGGCAUCUCGUGCUGCACUGAUUCAAAUAAUGAUUCGCAUUACGUAGAUGUCAACUAUAGUUGAGCCUGCCAUAUAUUUUAGUGACUUCGGACCAUACGUUUUUUAUCACACUUGUUUUUCUAAAACAUAUGAACGAGGUUCUACUGUAGAUGGAUAUUGAUGGUUUGAGGUGCAGGUUUCUAGUGCUAAUAUCUGGAGUUUUUGAUAAUGUCUGAAUUUGCACUUUUAUUUGGAAGUUCUGGCUACUAAAUUUCAAUUAUCUUGGCUCGGUGAUAUUUCCGUGAGAAAUGGCUGCACACCUUAAGCUAUGGCAUUGUAAAAUUUUUACCUCAUUCGAUGAGUGCUUCUGUUUUUGCAUAUCCAAGGUUCUGGGUCUCAUUCAGGGUAAUGAUAGGACAACCAUCGCAUGGAACCCAAAUGAAGUCAUUUAUCAGCAUUUUAAAUGACGUGGAGGCAAGCUUGUGAUUAACAUUUAUGUACAUAUCCUUUGCUGUGCACCCUUGCUUGAACACUGAACGCAAUUGCACAUGCUAGUAAACACACAAGUUAAAAAAACACCGCAUAUCCACGGGGUGAAUGAUGAUGAGUGGGCGAAGCUCCGGAGGGAAUCAUCGGUAAACCGUGAAUCUUCCGUGUAAUUCGCCCAGUCUCGCCGCACUAAAUCGAACGAUUGACUUCCAUCAAUGACACGCGCCAUAUGUGACGUCAUUCCUAUUUUAUAACAGUGCCCUUCAUUAUAAUUGCACCAUCUCCCGCUUAAGGGGGCGCUAGCACAAACGCGUUAGAAACAUGCAGUACUCUCUAGUAAGGGGGAGAGGCCACAGCGUCUUACGCAGCCGUUUACACAUGCCGGAACGUGCACCGUGUUUGCCGACGCCAUCACAUGACUGCUGAGAGAGUAUGACCCCCGUAUUCAUAAACACUUCUCGACUUGAACUUGACUUGCCACCGCCUUCAACGCGUUUCGAACGCGCUGCUCAAGGCGGUGGCAAGUCAAGUUCAAGUCGAGGAGCGUUUAUGAAUACGGGGGUAAGGCGGAGAGGCCACAGCGUCUUACACCAGCUUCUUACACGGGCCGUAAUGCGCUAGCACAAACGCGUUAGAAACGCGCAGUCUUUCGUUAAUGUUGAGUAUUUAUUGUCAUCGUGGUGUGUGUGUCCAUGUGCGCUUCGUGGCGUAGUGGUUAGCGCCGCGCGUUCGGAAGCGAGGGGUCCCUGGUUCGAUUCCGCGCUACGGACACAACUUUUCGGAAUUUUUUUUUUUUUCAUAAAAGUAGACGUGGCUACCUACUACUACUACAUACUACAGAGGAGGGACAGACCCACACCCUAAGGAGCUUCGCCCCUAAACAUGUUCUAGGACAAAGAGGGGAUGGGGUGGCCUGUUGAGCUGCCGAUAGUUGUACAUGUAUAUAGUACCAUCAAAAUAAAUUGGAACAUGAGAAGCAAAUAGCUGAUCAGAAUGCCUGUUACAGGUAAUUACAUAAAAGUGCAACAUGUAAUUGCAUUGUUGGAAAACAUCUGUGGGAAAGGAAAAAAUGUGCAACUACCUGACAGGAGUUGGUGAAACCAAGUGCAUUGUGGUGAAAUUUUUUUUCAUAAAGCUUCCUCCCCUUGCAGGUUUUUGCAGAACUGAUUUGCCAUAUGCAUUGUGAGAAUGUUUGAAAACUGCUGUUGCACAAGACUGCAUUUUCAUGUGCACAUUGUCAUGUUGAACGAAGAAAUUCAAGGUUUCAUGCGACUGGCAACAUUGCUUACAGAAACAUUAGCUGUAGUAUUUGUUUAAGGCACUUAGACGUGUGCAAGGCCAGUCUGACGUAUGCCCUAUACUUGGCCAACAUUUAUCAUGCACUGAAUGACCGUGUGUCACAUAUUUUCUUCUUAUGAAUUUAUUUUGCAUUGUUUUACUUAAAUUCACUCAGAACCUGUUGCAUAUUACCGAUUACCAUGCCACAGCUGGCAGAUUAGUGGGACAGAUUGCAGGUAUAUUGCCAAGCUGUUAGGGUAAGGAUGCUCGUUACGUUGACCGUCGACGUGUGGGUAUUGCCAUUUACGUUUCCACUACCUGCCAUUGUGUCAUUGCACUUUGGUUGAUCUCAUGCUCUCUCUUUCCAAACGUGGCAGCAUAUCUCAGGCCUGCUUGAGGGUGAUGAUGAUGAGUGUAGUAUUUCCCCUUUGAAAUGGGGCAGUUGUUGGUGCAACCACACUCCAGUGUACUGUUUGUAUGCAACUUUAAUGUCAUUAUGUUUUGAUGCCCGCUCCUCAUUGCCUAUAUAAUAAGUGCAUCAUUACGUUAUCCUGUGGCCAUGUACCAAAUUUUUAUUCGUUAUCACUUUGAUUCCUCACUCCUUAUACACCACCAAUACGCCUUAGACGUUCUAGAGCAUUGCUCUGUCACUUUAGCGUGACUUUUUAUUUGACUUUAGUGUCCCUUUAAGAUUGCUGCUGUUCGCUCAGCUGUCUGUUUAGCCAUCUACAACGGGUAUUGGCGCACAGCCUACGUUUAUACUUUGCAUUCAAAAUUCCUUCUCCACUUCAGAAGUCCUUUUGUGUCCUCCUUGGGGGGGGUCUAUGAAACUGAGAUCGUGAAUGCCUAAUGCACUACAUGACGAUGCACUUUGUAUAUAUGUACAAUGAACAUCUGAACAUCACAUAUGACAGUGCUGCCGAGUGCCAAUGUUUUAUCAUUGCUGUGACCAGACAUAGUGGUCCUUGGCUGUAAAAAUGCCAAAAUGAAUGUAUUCAAUACACCCCUGACUAUGCAUAAGGUGCACAUUCAACUGUGCCUCUGAAACAUACACCAGUGGGGCUCUGCGCUGAUGUGCCGUCUGUAUUCUCAUCUACCUGUGAUUUUCCUCGCGUUUCCGUGAUGAGCACGUAAAAGAAAUGUCAACUGCAUACUUGAGACCCCUGCUAAAUCAUUAUGCCAGAAGGCAUACUGUAUACGUAUUGACAAUGUACAACUACUAUUUGUAUAGUUAAGUGUCUUUGUUAGAGCAUACAACUUAAUAGCAUAGCAACAGGGAGUGCAUGAAAUCACUUUGUACAGAAGAGUGCCAAGUGAAUAAAA